GGAAAUCAGAGUUUCAGAGUUUCAGAAAACAUCUUCAUAACAUCAACCUUUAUGUUCAGUGGGCAAGAAAAAAACUUGUUUGCUCUUUAAUGCAAAAUUUUUAGGUGAAAUUUUGUAAAAGAACAAAAAAAAAAACAAUUCAUGAAUGUUGGAAGAACAUUCUUUGAUCAGAUGAUCAAUUUGUUUCAGAUGGAGUCCUGAAUGUUUGGUGUGAACCAGACCAGGACGACCAGUGGAUGCACAGUCCUGGCAGUGAAGAACAUAGAUGUUGGCGAGAUGAUAUUAAUCAAUGAAUGUCUGGAUAAACCAAAAUACUGGCUGAUUAGAAGAUUCCCAGCCUGCAGGAGGUUUAAGAAGAGGAAUAUUCCAGCAGGAGAACCGGUCAAAGAACAACAUCACAGAAGAACAAAGACCUGGACAAAGAUGUUCUCACUUCUGUUGUCUCCUGUAACUUGAAUCCACAAACUGUCUGGACACGUUUUUACUACUUUUUCCUAUGCCUUGUUCAUAUGCGGCCUGACUUGAAUCCGAUAGAACAACUUUGGGGUAUUUUCAAGAGAAAGGUCGAGCAACACAACCCCAACAGCAAAGAGCAGCUGAAAAGAAUUCCAGAACCUCAUAGAAACUGAUGGAAUCUUCCAUGAAAAGCCCCUCUGAGACUCGAUGGCCUGUUUCUUUCUUUCAUUCUUUCAGACCAUGCCGACCUUUCUUCUUCACGUCCUCUUGGCGUUGGCAUACCUCACCGUCGUCACGGCGAUGGAAGAGAUUAUUUCUCCGACUACCUGGAUGGAGCCGAAUUCCACGCUUCCUCUCCCCGGACCCUACCCGCCCACCAACCUCCUUGACUGUGAGGGGCUGAAGGAGUCCGGCAUGCCCCCUGAAGAGAUGCCCUGGUACUGCCUCUGCACACACUGCCAGAACAACAAGGGGCCCAAAGGGGACCGUGGGGACCGAGGCCUGCCAGGUGCCCCUGGUAGUCCUGGAAGAAGAGGAAUGACGGGGUUCCGAGGUCCUCCAGGUUUCAUGGGAAGACCAGGACCUAAAGGACAGAAAGGAGACGAAGGGGAGAAGGGGGGCAUUGGGAUUCAGGGACCACCGGGAGUAAAAGGAGACCGAGGCUUCAAAGGUGAAAAGGGUAUGCAGGGUUUUGAGGGUCAUCAGGGGGACCCAGGUCCUAAAGGAGAUGAUGGCGUCUGUCCAACUGACUGUAAGGGCAUCAUGGGUCCACCAGGAGAACCCGGUCUGCCUGGUCCUGUAGCAGGUAGAGGUCUCAAAGGUGCCAAAGGGAUGGAGGGUGACAAAGGUAUGAAGGGAGACAUGGGUGAUACGGGUCCGCCUGGUACACCUGGAUCAAUGGGUCUGAAAGGAGACUUGGGCCCCAAGGGUGACUGUAACUGUACAGAUGGAGCAGAUGGACAGAAAGGGGACAAAGGGGACAAAGGAACCAAGGGAGUCCAGGGAGGGAUGGGCCCUGUAGGGCAAACAGGCCAAAAAGGUCAGAAGGGAAACAUGGGGGAUAUGGGGAUGAUGGGUCCUCCUGGUCCCUGCAUGCCCGGUAUCCAGUCUGCGUUUUCUGUAGCGCUGACGUCCAACUUCCCCCCACCUGACACCCCCGUGGUUUUCUCCUAUGUUCACUACAACUACCAGCGGCAUUAUAACGAAAUGACCGGUAUCUACACCGCCCCCAUCAACGGCACCUACGUCUUCAGCUACCACCUCACCAUUUACGACCGAAUCCUGAAAGUCGGCAUCUUUCAUAACUAUUAUCCGGUGGUGAAAACUACAGGGACAUCCAUGUUAGGGACUGUAUCGCAUACUGUCAUCCUUCACCUGGCCAGAGGUGACAUGGUGUGGCUCCAGGUGAAAGAUUUGCUCACUAACGGCAUGUACGCUGGCUACGAGGCCAGCAGCACCUUCUCUGGCUACUUGCUCCACCCUGAUCAGUGUGAUAUGGCCUUACUCAGAGGGCCGAUGCCCACAGUGCCCGACAUGGGAUACAACUGGCGUGACAAAGGGACCACAACUCCUUCACCUACCACCACAGCAUCCAAUUAGAUUCAGUGACGAAUAAAUUGGUUGCCUUUAGAAGGAGCCAGAUAAGUUAUUUUACACCAAUAUAACAAGAUGAUUUAAAAAAAAAACAAAACAAAAAACAGUGCAAACAUUAGAUAAAACCACCAAGCAUCCUAAGCCCUUCAUGAAAAAAAGACAUAGCAAAGACUAUCAAGACUAAACAACAACAUGAGAAUUACAUUUUUUUAAAAAUGUAAUCAGUUUCAAUCAACUUCUAAUGAAACUAUAUUCAACCAACAGAUUGAGUUAAGGGAACUAGCUUUUCCUCUGAAUUUAAAAGUAUCACCUAAGGAAGUUCAAAUUCUUUUGCCCCUGAUCUGAUCUGUGUCAUUUAUUGUUUAGUAUCUGCUGAAAACAUUUUCCUGGACAAUUUACUCCUAAAGUAUUAUAGAUUAGCUGCAGUAUCACUAGGUGGAGCCACUUUCUAUUUAAUACUCCAGCAACCAGAGGAAGCAUCACUCAGACUUUGCUGUUGAUAAGCAGAAAGCAUUGUGUGGGUUUAGCUACAAACCGGGCACCAUGACAAAGUCUUCUGUGAUGCUUAAUGAGGUCCGGUCAACACUUCAGCUCAGGACCAAUGUCCAGUGUGAUUAAUUUGUACUAUAAAUGAAUCAUUAAUUGAUUAAAAUGCUUCUUGAAAUAGGAAAACUGCUCAAAUUUAUGACACAUGUACGAUUGCCAACAUAAAGAAUCGGGUUUAUGCUUGGGCUGAUAAUGAACAGUUUCUUCAGCCCCUACUUUAGGCUUGGAUGUGGGAUCUUAUGUGACGUGUUCACAGGAGUUUUUUUCAACAUGAAGAGUUUUGCUACUUCCCAAUUUUAGACGCUUAAAGGGUAAGUGAAUUGGCCCCUCCUACAACAAACAUUGGACUGCACCUAAUUGGACAAAUGCUUCACUUGUGGGACCAACAUGGCGGCUUUGAAAUGCCAAAAUGAAUUCCUGCAAACAUUUGAGGCGAAAAAUAAGCUGUACAAUUGUUGAAUCCAUCUCAUUUCACAUCAAAAACAGUUUAAAAGUGUUUGGGGAGUUUCCAGAGGUGCUGAGUGCCAACUGGAUGUGCCGACUGUCAAAACACAACACUGCUAACAUUCAUUGCAUGGCUGCACUUUGACAAUGAAUGGGAAAUGUUGAAACAAUGGACCAUGUGGACAUGUACCAUGAGGUAGUUUUAACCGUCUGAAAAUGUCCAAGCUCGCCCAGAUAGUUGACGGGACCUGAAAUCCUAAGGUCAAGGUGAAGAAAAUUUUUACUUUAAAAGUUAGUUUCAAAUCACAUAAGUUUAAGUUUAAAUGACACACAAUGUUAAUUUGAUGCAUUGUAUGUUUAGUUUUUUUUUAUCUUGCAGUCAUGCAAAGUAGGAAUAGGUCCCCUUCAAUUAGUUUUUAGAGAGUUCACAAAACCAAGAAAAGUUCCUUUUCCUAAAAGCAACAGAAUGUUCUUUCACGUGGAACCACAGAACCCUGGCAACCCUAAAGUGGUGUUAGAGGGUGUUUUCAGAUCCGUGUUUCGUCUGGUCUACAGUUCAUUUAGAGCAGCUGGUCUCGGUUCAGCCCAAAGAAGGUGAUCCAACCUCAACUCCAUCGGACUACAAAGAUGCUCCUAAUGAGUUGUGGGCUUUGAAUUGUGGGUUGUGGACGAGUACAAUCAAAGAGCCAAACAAAGUAUGAAGCCUUUUUCAUAUUUGGGUUUAUAGCAGAUUGUUCAGGACGUCUUUCCACUGCAGGAACUCAGACCGAGGUGAUGUUUACGGUGUAGAAUCCAACAUCUUCGACUGUGAUGUGAACUCUAAGAGCACAAAAAACAAAUAGAGAGACAAAACACACUAGACCAGAGGAAGGGUCACUCAGACUUCGCUGUUGGCAGCCAGAGGGCAUUGUGGGGGUUUAGCUCCUAACCGGGCAUUAUGACAAAGUCUUCUGUGAUGCUUAAUGAGCUCUGGUUGGUGGUAAACCAUAUAGCUCCAGUUCUAGAGAUUUGUGAAGUUCACCUAUAGGUGUGUUUUACAUUGAUGUUAGGAAAGACAAGUUGUAUUUUACUGCAUUUUCACAGUGUUAAAACUGUAAUUUAGUCAAUAAGUUAAUUACAUUUCUAAUUUCCUAAUUGGUCUUUUGUAAAGAAGAAAAAAGUUGGGAACAUUUAUUUAAAGGCAACAAUAUUUGACAAAUUGCAGUCUAUCAAAUUAAAAAUAUGUUGAAUUUAUCUAAAAAAUGUUCCAAAAAUGUCAAAAUGGCCCAUCUCAGGGCAUCAGUAUGAAUUUAAUAUUAUGACUCUAAAUAGGGUUGUUUGUUUAGUUAAGUUCACAUUUUCAGUUUUUACAGUAAAUAUCUUGAUUUGGCUCCAAGAAAAUGGCAUCAGACUUUAGAGUUUUCACAGUAUUUUAUCUGUUUAGUGAUAAAAGUUUAACCAAAGUCAAGAUCUGCACAGCGGUUCAUCAGGGCUGCUUUAGAACUACGAACACUGGAGUUGGUAGGUUUUCCUCCCUGAAUGAGUUUCUACAGGGACGGUUUGGGGUCGGAACAUCUAGAACAGUUCGGCUAAGUUCCUGCAGUAGAAAAUGUCCUUUUGAGGGGACAGAACUCUGAGUAAAGAUCCACCGAUCCAGACCAGAGCAAUCGAUCUGCAGGUCUGAAGACGCCCUCAGCUGUUUGAGAUUUGCUGUUUUGUGCGACAGGCUUAGUAAAAGCUCAGACACACAAAGCUGCGUCAUUCGACACCCUGUGAAGUCAAAGUGUUUGUGCCUGAAGCUGGUUCUGUUUGGAGGCUUUGCUCUGCUCAACUUUAAUCCCACUUUGAUGAUGUGAAACAGAAACCGUCACGUCUGAGUGUCGCCGUUCAAACAUGCCUCCAUCCCUCUUUAACAGGUGAAACUGAAGAAACACGUUUAAAGACACACAAGUAAAACCCAUGAACCUUUCUGACUGGACAGUUAGACAACAAGCAGAUACAAACAACUUGGACAUAAUUCAAACUGGCCACAAAGACUCAUAAAAUGACCACAAAGAAACGGCAAACAAUCAGAAAGUGACCAAAAAAGAUGCAAAAUGACCACAAAUGGACAAAAAACGACCACAACGUUUUUUCAAAAUAACUGAAAAAACACUGAAAGAACUCAAUGGGACACAAACUGCCAAUGAAAAGGCACAAAACGACCACAAAGAGACUAAAAACAUUGACAAAGAUAUGCAAAAUGACCACAAGGAGAUGCCAAACGAUCAGAAAGUGACCAAAAAGGAUGCAAAAUGACUCAAAAGACAAUCAAAGAACUCAGUGGGACACAAAAUGACCACAAAGAGAUGCAAAAUGACGCAAAGACACCAAAAAUGACCACAAACAGACAUAAAAUGACUAGAAAAAGUCAUGAAACAACCACAAAGAGACUAAAAACACUAACAAAGAGACAUUAAUUGACCAUUGAGACACAAGAUGACUCAAAGACAAACAAAAAAACAACCACAAAGAGACACAAAACAACCACAAAAACAACUGAAUUAAGCACAAAAUGACCACAAACAGACUAAAAACAACCACAAAGAGACACAAAACGACUCAAAAGACACUCAAAGAACUCAAUGGGACACAAAAUGACCACAAAGAGAUGCAAAAUGUCUCAAAGACACCAAAAAUGACCACAAAGAGACAUAAAAUGACCAUAAAAAGUCACAAAACGACCACAAAGAGAUUUAAAAAAAAAAAAACAAACCCAAAGACAAACAAAUUGACCACAGAGAUGCAAAAUAACUCAAAGACAAAAAAACAACAACCAUAAAGAGACCAAAAAAACAAGUAAACACAAAAAACAACUGAAUUUGACACAAAAUGAACCCAAAGAGACAGAAGCGACUAAAACGACCACUAAUGGACAGAAUGAAACGAUGACGGAGUCCUUUAGUGUUGAACUCUGGAAGUUUCUGAGUCAUGUUUUUAGUUGUUUUUCGUGUUGUGUAGCGACUCUCAGACGUGUUGGUUUCUGCUGUUGUCAUGAUGAUUGUAAAGGUUGUGUGAAGUUACAUUAAGCUGCUGAAUGUCCCUCUAAUGACGUCUGAUCGUGUAGCUGCUCAUUAAACUCUCUUCAACGGAA
This is a messenger RNA of Amphiprion ocellaris (clown anemonefish), 6151 nucleotides long. Its product is annotated as inner ear-specific collagen. The transcript has 5 exons. Gene Ontology annotation, molecular function: protein binding. The record is from RefSeq and is a predicted model, not a curated record. Lineage: Eukaryota; Metazoa; Chordata; Actinopteri; Pomacentridae. The coding region runs from base 664 to 2055 and encodes 463 amino acids.